Messenger RNA from Gallus gallus (chicken), 4903 nucleotides. It is a transcript of the gene SNX30, whose product is annotated as sorting nexin family member 30. NCBI's taxonomy places the organism in Eukaryota, Metazoa, Chordata, Aves, Galliformes, Phasianidae. The transcript is spliced from 9 exons. Gene Ontology annotation, cellular component: cytoplasm. Gene Ontology annotation, molecular function: protein binding; phosphatidylinositol binding. Bases 85 to 1401 code for a protein of 438 amino acids. The record is from RefSeq and is a predicted model, not a curated record.
GUAGUGCGGUGGCGGCGGGCAGGCUCCGGCCGCGGCCCCGCAGCUCCCCGUCGAGGCCUGCGGUUGCCGGCCGUCCCCGGCGCGAUGUCGGGCGGCGCGGCGGGCAUUCCUAAACCUCUCCCGUCCUCCGGGCCCAAAUCGCUGCGGGAGAUGCCGCAUCCUCUGGCCACCUCCAGCAGCGAGGAGAUGGGGCCGGCUCUCACCCCCAGCCCCGACCUGCUGCUGCCCCGCAGCAUCGCCGACAAGGAUCUCAGUCUACCCAAUGGCACACCAGUUGACACUUCUAGCCCAGCCUCCUCCUCAUCUCUUCUCAACAGACUGCAGCUGGAUGAUGACUUGGAUGGGGAAACAAAAGACUUGUUCGUUACUGUUGAUGAUCCCAAAAAGCACGUAUGCACAAUGGAGACUUACAUCACGUAUAGGGUUACAACAAAGACUACCCGAGCUGAAUUUGAUUUGCCAGAGUAUUCUGUUCGCCGGCGGUACCAAGACUUUGACUGGUUGAGAAACAAGCUGGAAGAGUCUCAGCCAACACAUCUCAUUCCCCCGCUUCCUGAGAAAUUUGUGGUGAAGGGUGUUGUUGAUCGCUUUUCUGAAGAGUUUGUGGAGACCAGGAGGAAAGCAUUAGACAAAUUCUUGAAGAGAAUAACUGAUCAUCCAGUGCUUUCUUUCAAUGAGCAUUUCAACGUAUUUCUCACAGCCAAGGAUCUUAAUGCAUACAAAAAGCAAGGAAUGGCAUUGCUGUCAAAGAUGGGGGAGUCAGUUAAAUAUGUCACAGGAGGUUACAAAUUAAGAAGUCGUCCACUGGAGUUUGCAGCCAUUGGAGAGUAUCUGGACACAUUCUCUCUAAAACUUGGUACCAUUGACAGGAUAGCACAACGGAUUAUCAAGGAACAGUUGGAAUACUUGGUGGAAUUACGAGAAUAUGGACCUAUUUAUUCAACCUGGGGCGGGCUGGAGGUUGAGCUGUCAGAGCCUCUGGAAGGGGUGUCUGCAUGCAUUGGAAACUGCUGCACAGCUCUUGAAGAACUUAGUGAAGAUAUGACAGAUGACUUCCUGCCGGUGCUUAGGGAAUAUAUACUGUAUUCUGAGUCAAUGAAGAAUGUGUUGAAGAAGAGAGACCAAGUUCAAGCAGAGUAUGAAGCAAAACUGGAAGCAGUAGCCUUGAAAAAAGAAGACCGUCCAAAGGUACCUACAGAUGUUGAGAAAUGUCAAGACCGAGUAGAAUGUUUUAACGCUGAUCUGAAAGCAGAUAUGGAGAGAUGGCAGAACAAUAAGCGACAAGACUUUAGGCAGCUACUCAUGGGAAUGGCAGAUAAAAACAUCCAGUACUACGAGAAGUGCCUUACAGCAUGGGAGUCAAUUAUACCACUAUUGCAAGACAAGCCAGAGACCAAAUAAGAAGUACCUUCAUGGACAGUCUAGCACUUCUGUGCUCAGUACCACUAGACAUACUGGAACUCUAUGAAGGUCUCUUUUUUUUUUUUUUUGUCAACUGAGAUGCCAGCUGUGCUCAGGCUGGAACAGACCCUCUGAAGACUAUUUGACUUUUUUCCUCAUUUUCUUUGUAAACUGGGGUAUGUUUCAUCUUUUUGAGGUAUCUUGAAUGGUUCCUUCUCUAUCCUAUGGAGUGACAUGGGGCUUAUAGUGAAAGUGCAUGGGGAUCUUGAUAAAACUUACCUCUUUAGCCUGGAAGGAACUGAUGAGUAGAACACUAAAAAGAUGAAAAUAAAACUCUACUGCAAGGUGCCAAAAUGACAUCUUUAUUACUAUUCUGUUUUGUUUGCUAAAAAUAUAAUUAUUUCCUAACCAACCCUUAUCUUUUUUUUUUUCCUUUUUUUUCUUUUUUUUUUUUCCUUUUUGAUGGAGAGGGGAAGACUGGAAGUGACUAUCUUCUGUUUUGCUACCACCUGUAUGCUCCCACCGGCUAAAAUGCCUUCUGGAGAGUUUCCUGUGUGGGAGUUGGGCUGGUCCUAGGCAGAGCGUACUGACACUACCUACAUAUAGCCUGUGAUACAAGCAUGAACUGUGUUUUUUUUGUGAGUGUAGCAUGCUGUUGGUUCAUACUAAAUAUCUUUGUUUACCUUGGUGAUUAUGAAGUAAUGUCAGUUGGCUGAAGUGUACUUGUGACCGAGUUGGGGAUCAAAAUCAUCCUGGGUGUCCAUGGGGAAUGGUGGAAGCAAGUGUGAGUUUUCGGUGUAUUUUUUCUAAAGCUCACUCUGAAAUUUGCAUGGUAGAAUUCUCUUGAUCCAUGCUUUGUUUUUUUUUUUUGUUUGUUUGUUUUGUUUGUUUGUUUUUUCUUUUCUCAUCUAGAGCCUCUUCAUUAAUAAUCAGUUAAGGUGCCUGCUGUGGUAAAGGUAGAAGUCUCUCCCUAUUUUUGUUUGUUUUGCAGUUGCAACUAAAAAGCCAAAAAUUGUCAAAUGCUUGCCCACAACAAGCAUCGUUGUGUGUAUGUGAAACUUGCCUUAAAUAGGUCAGUGAGGCUUAAUAGGUACACAUAGUGUCCAUGCCUAUCUCUACUGAACCUCAUGGCAAGUGUUUUAAGACCUCUUCUGGUACAGAUCUAUUUUUCAGUAGUUUCUUUUGGCCUUUAGCAAUGUAGCUGCUUCUGCAAGUCCCUUCUCUUUUCUCCUGCAGUCCAGCCUCAAGUAAAUGCCUGUUUCGUGUUGAUAGCCUUAGUACAAGGGAUGCUUCCAUGAUGAGUAUCAGAGUCGUGGUUUAACAGCAUGCAGAUAAACCCUCUGUCCAUUCAAAGUGAGGGGUCUUGGAGUUAAUAUCAGUGAAAUAUUGGGAUUUGGGAAAAAAAUGAUUGAGUGCUUACUGCUAGGCUUGAGUGAUUACUUGGUCUCUAGCAACAUUCUUGUAAAGAAUCUGAAGGGUAACUGGGUUUGUGCAACUUCUGUGUUCUCCUGCCAGGUACCAAUCUGAUUUGGACUCAUAAGCACCAAAUAUAUCUGACCCCCACCCCUGCAGUGGCUAUAGUGGCUGUAUAGCAACUUUCAAGAUGAGUUAUCAGUGCAAUGUGGUAGCUGUCAGGCUAAUGAGAUUAUACUCUCCAGAUGCAAAAGUCAAGUUUUUAAGACAUUUUAAGCAGUUUAAAGGGGUUUUCCAUUUUUGACUUAACCUCCAUUCGCAGUUCUGUGGUACUAAACAAGCUGCUUUCUGGUUUAAGCUCACAGUUUAUCAGCAUACUCUUAGGUGGAGUAACAUCUUGAGGUCAUUGUUGGGUUUGGAACAACUAACAAUGCCUGCUGUGCAAAGGAGUACUUGAAGAGAGUCUUGACGCAGUAACCUAGUGUCUUCCUUUGUCUUUCCCUUCUAAAGUAAGCACCUCUAAAUGCAUAAACUUUGUACAGUUUGACCCUCGGGGUUACAGUCAAUUCCUGUCUUCUCUGUUUCCCACAAACAGAUCAUCAUGCUUUUUUGGGCUGGUGCCUGUGUGGUAAAUGAAGAUUUUUAGUUGACUAUGAAACAUCAGUGGAAGUCAAGCAAAGCGAAAUUGGAAAUAAUGUUUAGAUAUUUCUUCCACCUCAUCAGGAGUGUGCAGGAUGAGUGGAAAGAAUGUAGUUGUUUUGCUGCAUUGAAUUCUGUCUGAUACCUUAUAACACUGGCAUUCUGUUCCCAUUCAGUGUUGUGCCAAACUGAGGUUGGGGCUCGGUUCUGGGGAAUUUAACAGUGGACAUAACAGCCAUUCAUAAGUGCAAGAGGCCAUGGGGAGUUCCACGUGAAGUCUGAGUAACUGUUACUGCUGGAGUGGUUCAAGAUAAGCUUAAACUUUCAUUAACCUGAUGCCACUGCUUGUGCAUCCUGGCUUCUAAACAACUACAUAGUCAAAGCAUAUUUUGAUUUCAGAUAAAUCCCAUUCUCAUUGAGCUGUUGAAAGGUAGGUGUGCCUUUCCUACACAGAGUGUGUGGCUCUGUAGCACCUACAAGCUAAUUUGGAGGAUAGGCUGUAACUUCAGGCCGUGAUCCUGGAUUUCUGUGGUACCAGGAUUUUUUUUAUGAUCUGGAAAAUGAAGACCUCUGACCCUGCAGGGGAGGUAAAACUUAACAUUCAGAAGAAAACCUGCUCUGCAAGAAUUGCUGCAGUGUAAGAAGAGUGUGUAGUGAUGGAACUCUUAGCUCUUGUGGACUACUACCAGAGGCUCUAUGAAAGGAAGAGCUGUUAUUGUAAACCACUGGGUAGCUGUGGGAGGAGCUGUGAAGUUUGGGGAAGCAGUGCAAGCAGGGAGAACUCCAAAAUAGCAGGAAACUCCUUAAAGAUGUACUUUGCUUAUUUCACUCCGGUUAGUGAGAGGUUGAGAUCUGAACUGUUAGUCAAAGUGGCAUGGCCUGUAAUCCUUUAUAUGAUGGAUAUAUCUCUCUUAGGAGGACCCAAACCCUAAUAGUGGAAAAAAUGAGAUGCUGGGAAAGGGAAGCUGGAGUAGGACAGGAGCUUAGUCUUUGAGUAACUUCCUGAGUGUUCAUUCACUUAUGGUCGCCUUCUGUGCUUGCACUGAAAUGGUGUCAAAAGUGGCUGCACCCGUUCAGUGAGCCCACAUAAGAUGAGUCCUUCUCAACAGCCCUUAGGUUGGCCCAGCUUCCUUUGUAAUCUGCAGCCAGACCAAGACGUGUCUCAGAGGAUAUAAUAUUCACUGCUGUUGUGGUUACUCCUGCAUAACCUCUAGAAUGUUUGUUCCUUCUCUCAACUGGCACCAGCACAAUAAAGCAAGCACUGAGAUAUUGUUUUCUGUACUCAGUAAGGAGCCAUGCAUUGUUCAUACAUGUUUUUAUCAGGUACUGACUCUUGCAAUAAACAAUUGUUGAAACAUCUCAUGGCUUUUUCAGGUAUCCAUUGAAAAACAAUGUUGGUGUUAGCUGUUCAGUCAUAAAUGUUAUCAAAGAAUAAACUGUGGAUUCUUCA